UUCUAGAUGCUUGUUUGAUGAAUCGAUUCAAUGAGACUCCAUUAGAGCUUGCAUCCAGCUAUCAACAUGCCUUGGUGGAAAAAGAACUUAGAAAACAUCUAAAAGUAACUUCACAUUUACAAGACAAAGAAGAAAACGACRAUUCUUUAACAUCCUGCUAUCAGAGACAAASCAAGAUACCCAAACGAAACUACAAGACAAAACCAUCAACGUACCAUUAUCAACCAAGAGACUCAUGGUCUUCAACAGACAUAUCACUUGAACCAAGACAAAAACAAAACACAGAUCAACARCAAAAGACAAAAACCCUUGAUAAUCAUSAGAAAACCCCCAUUGCUCCUUCRUUCCUACAUGUSAUGCCAGUAUCACAACUAUCACCACAAACGAGAGAACUKACUGGUGGCAAACCAGAUUAUGUUUAGAGCACUAUUUAUUUAAAAAAUAAUUUAGAUA
This is a messenger RNA of Exaiptasia diaphana, 453 nucleotides long. RefSeq lists its product as uncharacterized. The transcript has 3 exons. Lineage: Eukaryota; Metazoa; Cnidaria; Anthozoa; Actiniaria; Aiptasiidae. The record is from RefSeq and is a predicted model, not a curated record. The coding region runs from base 18 to 422 and encodes 134 amino acids.